AUGGUAACUACUUUGAAAACAGUUGUUGGAGCAGCUAAGAAUGCAGAGACCCAGAUAAGAAAAAAUGGUCUAGGAAAAGAUAAAACGGGAGAGAAGAGGAAGAUUGAGGUAUCCUCAAGAUCUGAUAAGAAAGGAAGAUUCACGAAGUCUAACCUAGACGACCAAAAGUAUGGAGGUAGUGGUGGAACCAAGUGGUGUGAGAAGUGCCAGAAGAAGCACUGCGGAAGAUGCGAUGGAGAAGUGACCUGCUAUAAGUGUCGUAGGGCCGGUCACUAUUCCGGAGAUUGUACAUUCAACAAAAAGAAGUGUUACGAAUGUGGAGAUGGUGGGUAUAUUUCAAAGAACUGCCCAAAGAAGAAUGAAGCUGCAAGACAAAAUGAACCGUCGAAGCCAAAGGCAAGAGCAUUCCAGAUGGUCCUUGAUGAAGUAGGUGACACUGCAAGAGAACGGGAGUGA
Messenger RNA from Lactuca sativa (garden lettuce), 456 nucleotides. The record is from RefSeq and is a predicted model, not a curated record. Lineage: Eukaryota; Viridiplantae; Streptophyta; Magnoliopsida; Asterales; Asteraceae.